This is a messenger RNA of Drosophila montana, 2471 nucleotides long. RefSeq names its product mitochondrial translation elongation factor G 1 (gene mEFG1). The record is from RefSeq and is a predicted model, not a curated record. The coding region runs from base 93 to 2336 and encodes 747 amino acids. Gene Ontology annotation, biological process: mitochondrial translational elongation. The transcript has 3 exons. Gene Ontology annotation, molecular function: translation elongation factor activity; GTPase activity; GTP binding. Gene Ontology annotation, cellular component: mitochondrion. NCBI's taxonomy places the organism in Eukaryota, Metazoa, Arthropoda, Insecta, Diptera, Drosophilidae.
GCACUCUUUACGCGACCAGCUGUUCGUCGUUGCGGCACCGAGCGCGUGUUUUUAGUAAAAUUCACUUUAUUAUUAAUUAAAAAGCAGCCAAAAUGACGCUGAUAACACGUGUGCUGAACAGUAACCUGCCGCUGCGCCUCAGCGCGUUGAAAACUGUGCGUCAGCUGCAAUGCGGCUACAGCUCCCAUGCGAAGUACGCGGAGCACAAGCCCAUCGAACGCAUUCGAAACAUUGGCAUCUCGGCGCACAUAGACAGCGGCAAGACGACGCUGACGGAACGUAUUCUGUUCUACACAGGACGCAUUGCUGAGAUGCAUGAGGUGCGCGGCAAGGACAAUGUGGGCGCAACGAUGGAUAGCAUGGAGCUGGAGCGACAGCGUGGCAUAACCAUACAAUCGGCGGCCACCUACACGCUGUGGAAGGACACCAACAUCAACAUCAUCGAUACGCCCGGUCACGUGGACUUUACGGUCGAGGUGGAGCGUGCUCUGCGCGUCCUGGACGGCGCCGUGCUGGUGCUAUGCGCCGUGGGUGGUGUUCAGAGUCAGACGCUAACGGUCAAUCGGCAAAUGAAGCGUUACAAUGUUCCCUGUCUGGCGUUCAUCAACAAACUAGAUCGCUUGGGCUCGAAUCCUUAUCGGGUGCUGUCACAGAUGCGCUCCAAGUUAAAUCACAAUGCGGCCUUCAUACAGCUGCCCAUUGGUGUAGAGAGCAACUGCAAAGGUAUUGUGGAUCUGGUGCAGGAGCGUGCCAUCUACUUUGAGGGCGAGCACGGCAUGGAUCUGCGUCUAGACGAGAUACCGCAGGAUAUGCGUACUGAGAGUCAGGAGCGUCGGCAGGAGCUCAUCGAGCAUUUGUCCAAUGCAGACGAAACCCUUGGCGAGCUGUUUCUUGAGGAGAAGCCUUUCACGGAGGCGGACAUUAAAGCGGCGCUGCGACGCACAUGUAUUAAACGCAGCUUUACGCCCGUGCUGGUGGGAACGGCUCUUAAGAACAAGGGCGUGCAGCCGCUUCUAGAUGCGAUUAUUGACUAUCUGCCCAACCCAGGAGAAGUCGAAAAUCUCGCUUUUAUCGAGCAUGAGGGCAAGGAGAAACAGCAAGUUGUGCUCAAUCCGGCGCGUGAUGGCAAAGACCCAUUCAUGGGCUUGGCAUUCAAACUGGAGGCGGGUCGUUUCGGUCAGCUGACCUAUUUGCGCUGCUACCAGGGUGUGCUCCGGAAGGGCGACAACAUUUUCAAUGCGCGCACCAACAAGAAGGUGCGCAUUGCCCGCCUCGUCCGGCUGCACUCCAAUCAAAUGGAGGACGUCAGCGAGGUCUAUGCCGGCGACAUUUUUGCACUCUUUGGCGUCGACUGCGCUUCGGGUGACACUUUUACCACCAAUCCCAAGAAUCAUAUGGCUAUGGAGUCAAUAUUUGUGCCGGAACCGGUUGUGUCCAUGGCCAUAAAGCCAAACAACACCAAGGACCGGGAUAAUUUCUCCAAGGCCAUUGCCCGUUUCACCAAGGAGGAUCCCACGUUCCAUUUCUUCUUUGAUAAUGAUGUUAAGGAAACGCUUGUCUCAGGCAUGGGUGAACUGCAUCUGGAGAUCUAUGCGCAGCGCAUGGAGCGUGAAUAUGGCUGCCCUGUGACGCUGGGCAAGCCCAAAGUGGCAUUCCGUGAGACACUUGUCGGACCCUGCGAAUUUGAUUACCUGCACAAGAAGCAAUCCGGAGGCUCGGGUCAGUAUGCGCGUAUUAUUGGACUCAUGGAGCCCCUGCCCCCCAAUCAAAAUACGGUCCUCGAAUUCGUGGACGAAACGGUGGGCACCAAUGUGCCCAAGCAGUUUGUGCCCGGCGUUGAGAAGGGCUUUCGUGAGAUGUGCGAGCGCGGCAUGCUCUCUGGCCAUAAAUUGUCCGGCGUGCGUUUCCGUCUGCAGGAUGGUGGCCAUCACAUUGUGGACUCCAGUGAGUUGGCAUUUAUGCUAGCUGCCCAUGGCGCGAUCAAAGAGGUCUUCCAGAACGGCUCCUGGCAAAUACUGGAGCCCAUUAUGCUAGUGGAGGUCACUGCGCCCGAAGAGUUCCAGGGCGCUGUCAUGGGUCAUCUGAGCAAGCGUCACGGCAUCAUCACAGGCACAGAAGGCACUGAGGGCUGGUUCACCGUAUACGCUGAGGUGCCCCUCAACGACAUGUUUGGCUACGCCAGCGAGCUGCGCUCCAGCACGCAGGGCAAGGGUGAAUUCACCAUGGAGUAUUCACGCUAUUCGCCUUGCCUGCCCGAAGUUCAGGAACAGGUUGUGCGCCAGUAUCAGGAAUCCCUGGGCUUGACGCAACCCGAAAAGAAGAAGAAGAAAAAUUAAUCAUUUCGUUCGCUUAGAUUAAAUUUUAGUGUUAAAGUCGAAUGUUUUUUGCAUAGUUUAAUUUUAUUUCAUACAAAAAUCUUUAGUUUUUACUGUGAUAAUCGUUGCAUAAAAUAAAAUCAAUGACAAUUUGUA